Molecule: messenger RNA, 2253 nt
Organism: Penicillium cinerascens
Lineage: Eukaryota; Fungi; Ascomycota; Eurotiomycetes; Eurotiales; Aspergillaceae
Gene: gem1
Product: ERMES complex Ca(2+)-binding regulatory GTPase GEM1
Exons: 3
Coding region: 1-2253 (750 amino acids)
Biological process (GO): small GTPase-mediated signal transduction; regulation of mitochondrion organization; mitochondrion organization
Cellular component (GO): mitochondrial outer membrane
Molecular function (GO): GTPase activity; GTP binding; calcium ion binding
Source: RefSeq, a predicted model, not a curated record
AUGGCAACGGUCCGGAUCUGUGUCUGCGGCGACGAGGGCACCGGCAAGUCCAGCCUGAUCACCUCGCUGGUCAAAGGUGUCUUCGUUACGAACAAGAUCCAGCCCGUCCUUCCCCAAAUCACCAUCCCCCCUACGAUCGGAACCCCUGAGAAUGUCACCACGACGACUGUCGUCGAUACCUCUGCCCUACCGCAGGAACGGAACAACCUCGCGCGCGAGAUUCGGAAGUCCAAUGUGAUUCUCUUGGUCUAUUCCGACCACUACAGCUAUGAGCGCGUUGCCCUGUUCUGGUUGCCGUACUUUAGGUCACUCGGUGUCAAUGUCCCGGUUGUGCUAUGUGCCAACAAGUCGGACCUGGCGGCCGAACAUAGCGAGGCGCAAGUGAUUGAAGAGGAGAUGCUGCCAUUGAUGUCGGAGUUCAAGGAGAUCGAUUCGUGCAUUCGCACAAGCGCUCGAGAGCACCGAAACGUGAACGAGGCCUUCUUCGUUUGCCAAAAAGCCGUUACCCACCCCAUUGCGCCGCUGUUUGAUUCUAAGGAGGCGCUCCUGAAGCCGGCUGCCGUGGCAGCGCUACAGCGCAUUUUUUACCUAAGCGACAAAGAUCGGGAUGGGUAUUUGUCAGACAAGGAGAUCACGGACUUCCAGACACGCUGCUUUGGGAAGCCACUGAGUGAGGUGGACCUCGCGCACAUCAAGGAGACUAUUCAGAAAGGCUGCCCAGAAUCGGUCACCGAGUCUGGGAUUGACUGCCGAGGUUUCAUUCAUUUGAAUAAGCUUUAUGCGGAGAAGGGUCGGCAUGAGACCGUUUGGAUUAUCCUGCGGUCCUUCCAGUACACUGACAAUCUCUCACUGCAAGAAAACUUCUUGCAUCCGCGAUUCGAGGUUCCCCCCUUUGCCUCCGCCGAGCUCUCCCCCGAAGGAUAUCGUUUCUUUGUGAACUUGUUCCUCCUAUCCGACAAAGAUAAUGAUGGAGGUUUGAAUGAUGCCGAGCUUGCAUCCUUGUUUGCGCCGACUCCAGGUCUCCCUGCGUCCUGGGCUGACGGCUCUUUUCCUUCCUCCACGGUUCGCAAUGAAGCCGGGCAUGUGACACUCCAAGGCUGGCUGGCUCAAUGGAGUAUGACGACCUUUAUGUCCCCCAAGACAACCCUGGAGUAUUUGGCAUACCUCGGGUUCGAGUCGUCUGAUCGGAGCAACCCAUCUAUUACAGCGGCAUUGAAAAUCACAAGGCCUCGCAAGAAGCGUAGACGCCCCGGGCGAGUGGGUCGGAAUGUUGUCCAGUGCCAUGUUCUGGGAGCCUCUGGAUCUGGAAAGUCGGCUUUGCUGGAUGCACUUCUAUCGCGUGGGUUCAGCACGACAUAUCACCCUACGAUUCAACCUCGUACCGCUGUCAACACAGUUGAGCUUCCUGGAGGGAAACAAUGCUACCUGAUCAUGGACGAGCUAGGAGAAUUGGAACCGGCUAUUCUCGACAACCAGGCAAAACUGCUUGACCAGUGCGACGUGAUUGCAUACACGUAUGAUUCGUCUGACCCCAACUCCUUUGCCUACAUUCCUGCAUUGCGUGCCAAGUACCCUUAUCUGGAAGAGAUUCCUAGUGUGUUUAUUGCUCUCAAAGCCGAUCUGGAUCGGACCACUCAGCGGGCUGAGCACCAGCCCCACGAGUACACAGCCUUGUUGAACAUGCCUAGCCCCCCGCUGCAUGUCAGUGUGACCUGGACCUCUAUUCAGGAAGUUUUUGUACAUAUUGCCGAAGCUGCCAUGGAGCCCAGUACGGCAUUCCCUCGGAGCGAGGAGGACGCGGAAGGGAAAUGGAUGGCGUGGGGCAUUGCUUUUGGGGCGGUGGUUUGCGCCGGAGCGGCAGCAGUGAUGAUUUGGCGGCGACAUAAUACCCCAAUGUAUCUCUAUUUCAUGGCUCCAAAUCUUCUGUAUCUCGGUGCCAAGGUCGGCUCGCUCGGAGUUAAACCGGAGCCCCGCCAGGCACGAGACUUGCGUCUCCGCUCGACUUUACCCCGGACAUCGCUGAUCUUCCUCAUCCUUGCUCUCUCCUCUUUGACCUCCCCCAUCCCCUUGCUUGUUGGAAGGACAUCUGCCUCUGCAUUGCCGCAUAUACUUGGUACGCUCUCAGUCCCUCACUAUUGGGAAAUCGCCCAGAACCUGUCCGCCCACAGCUCCCGUCGUGCAUCGCGCUCUCGAUCUGAACCUCUCGGCAGUCGUUUCAUCCCACCCUCGCAUCCAACCCUCGUCAUUGUCUAG